Molecule: messenger RNA, 504 nt
Organism: Pyrgilauda ruficollis (rufous-necked snowfinch)
Lineage: Eukaryota; Metazoa; Chordata; Aves; Passeriformes; Passeridae
Gene: ATP6V1G3
Product: ATPase H+ transporting V1 subunit G3
Exons: 3
Coding region: 6-362 (118 amino acids)
Biological process (GO): proton transmembrane transport
Cellular component (GO): vacuolar proton-transporting V-type ATPase complex
Molecular function (GO): proton-transporting ATPase activity, rotational mechanism
Source: RefSeq, a predicted model, not a curated record
GCAGCAUGACCAGCCAGUCUCAGGGAAUCCAGCAGCUUUUGCAGGCAGAAAAACGUGCCAAGGACAAACUGGAGGAAGCCAAAAAAAGAAAGGGCAAAAGGCUGAAGCAGGCCAAGGAAGAAGCCACAGCCGAGAUAGACCACUACAGACUACAGAGGGAGAAGGAAUUUAGAAACAAGGAAACAAAUGUAAUGGGCUCCCAAGGUAAUCUCUCUGCCAAAAUAGAAGAGCAAACAACAGAAGCCAUCCGAAACCUCACAAGCAGCUACCACAGGAACAUGGAGGGCAUGAUGAAAAAGCUCUUGAGCACAAUAUUUGACAUCAGCCCUGAAAUUCACCCAAACUUCAGACCUGCAGUUUAAGAUUCAUUGAUGUUCUGUGUUUGCAAAGCAAACUAGCCUUCUUUCUUGAUAAGCAUAAAUAUUUCCUCAUGUAUUGUUUCUGUAUGUGUGAGAAAAAAAGAGCACUGAAGCCAAAAGCACACAAUUCCACACAGGCUUUUGA